GUCCAAUAUUAAAGAUUUCUCUAUCGACAAUUAUUUAUUCUCUAAUCUUACACGUGGUGAUCAAUCUUUUGAGGCUGUAUUUGUGUCCAGCGUCACAGCGGAGUACGAAGCUAUAGCCGAGCGAGUUCUAACUCCGCCCCCGAAUACCGCAGCUCUGAUGGAACUCAUCAAGUUUGUCCGUACUACCAGCGACGUCACUCUAAAGAGCCUGGAGCUCAGGCUGCUGGACGUGAUUGAGCACAUCGCGUUUCUGUCGGAUUACUGGUUGCUCACGGAGAGUGAGAUAAGUAACAACAACGUGGCCUUUCAGUGGUACCACAGGAUGCCGCAGAUCUUCGAGGACAACCGGAUGAUUAUCGAGAACAAGACGCAGGAGUACCAAGACGCGCUGAGAGUUAGAUAUCAGAAAUUCGAGGAGGAGUUGGACUCAUAUGCGAAACAAGUGGAGGAAGUGCAAUAUUGGGGCGACAUCGAUGAGGUUUAUCGGUACCAGCGAAGGGCGCAAGUUUUGGAAAACCGGCUGAUCACAGCGAUGGAAAAGAUCGACAAGUUCAACGAGGAGGAGGCUGCCUUUGGCUGGGACAUCACGCAAUAUCCUUUGCGGAAACAAAUCGCCGAUCGUUUGCAGCCCUUCAAGAAACUCUUCGACAGCAUCUGCGAGUUCCUGACUAAAUACGAUAAAUGGAUAAACAGCACGAUUGGCACCUACAACCCCGAAGACAUCGAUAAUGACGUAGGACAAUAUUACAGAACAAUUUACAAGCUGGAGAAAACGUUGCACGAGCCAGACAUGCUGAAUCUCGCUGCCAUUAUUCGCGAGAGGAUCGAGGACUUCAAGGAGAGGAUGCCAAUAGUGAUGACCCUAGGUAAUCCCGGAAUGAAGCAGCGGCAUUGGGAACAGGUCUCGGCGAUCGUGGGCAUCCUCAUCAAGGUCGAUCCUGAUCUGACCCUGGGCAAGAUCCUGGCUAUGGAGUUGGACGCUUACAUCGCGCAGUUCGAGAGCAUCUCCGAGGCCGCCACGAAGGAGAACGCGUUGGAGAAGGCAAUCGACAAGAUGCAUCGCGAAUGGGCUGAUCUGGCGUUCACUGUGAAUCCCUACAAAGACACUGGCACCUACGUCAUCGCCAGCGUCGACGAGAUACAGCUUCUGCUCGAUGAUCACAUCACCAAGGCGGUCACCAUCAAGAACUCGCCCUAUAUUAAGCCCUUCGAAGCUAGAAUAAUCAAAUGGGAGAAAACGUUGCACCUGCUGGAGGACAUCCUCGACCAGUGGUUGAAGGUCCAGGGCACAUGGAUGUACCUGGAGCCAAUUUUUACCUCGCCGGACAUUCAGCAACAGAUGCCGGAAGAAGGCAGAAAGUUCUCGCAGGUCGACAAAAUAUGGCGAGAUAUCAUGAAGAACGUCUACAGUGAUCCUCACGUUCUCAUCGUCGUUAAGAUCGAGAAGAUGCUGGAGCGGUUGAAGAAGAGCUUCGGACUGUUGGAGCUGAUUCAGAAGGGCUUGAACGAAUAUUUGGAGAAGAAGAGACUCUUCUUCCCUAGAUUCUUUUUCCUUUCCAACGACGAGCUGCUGGAGAUUCUCUCCGAGACGAAGGAUCCUACGCGAGUGCAGCCACACUUGAAGAAGUGCUUCGAAGGUAUAGCGCGGUUGCGCUUCAACGAGGAUCUUGAAGUGCUGGCAAUGCGAUCCACGGAGGGUGAGGAGGUCGAGCUUCUGGAGAUGAUAUCCACCGCCGCAGCCAGAGGACAAGUAGAGAAAUGGUUGAUCCAAUUAGAGGCCGAGAUGCGGAAGAGUGUUCACCAUGCGGUGCACCAGGCAAUCCUGGGGUAUCAUGUGAAGCAAAGGACAACUUGGGUACUCGAGUGGCCCGGGCAAACCGUCCUCUGCGUGGGUCAGACGUAUUGGACCCAGCAAGUCGAAGAGGCCAUGCUGCAGGGCGUAGAUGGUCUGAAACGAUACCUAGAUCAGUGCCAGCAAGAGUUGAACGAUAUUAUUCUGCUGAUCAGAGGAACUCUUUCGAAGCAGAAUAGAAUUACAUUAGAGGCGCUGGUUACUCUGGAUGUUCACAGCAAGGAUGUUCUUGCGGAAUUGUGUCAGGAGAGAGCGGUCAAAAAUACCGACUUCAGAUGGUUAUGUCAGCUUAGAUAUUAUUGGAUGGACGACAACAUGUGGACGUACAUGAUCAACUCGUAUCAACGCUAUGGCUGCGAAUACCUCGGCAACACAUCUCGCCUGGUGAUCACCCCCCUGACGGACCGAUGUUACCGCACCCUCUUCGGCGCUCUGAGUCUCCACCUGGGAGGUGCUCCUGAGGGUCCUGCUGGCACCGGCAAGACCGAGACCACGAAAGAUCUAGCAAAGGCGGUGGCGAAGCAAUGCGUGGUCUUUAACUGCUCUGAAGGUCUCGACUACAUCGCGCUCGGCAAGUUCUUCAAGGGCCUCGCCUCGUGUGGCGCCUGGUCUUGCUUCGACGAGUUCAAUCGCAUCGACCUGGAGGUGCUAUCAGUAGUGGCGCAGCAGAUCCUGACGAUCCAGCGCGCUAUCCUUGCCGGAGCCGAGAAAAUGAUCUUCGAGGGCACCGAGAUCCACCUCGACCACACCUGCGCCAUUUUCAUCACCAUGAAUCCGGGCUACGCGGGUAGAACCGAGCUGCCGGACAACCUCAAGGCCCUGUUUCGGCCCGUGGCGAUGAUGGUGCCUGAUUACGCGCUCAUCGCGGAGAACACUCUGUAUUCGUACGGAUUCUACAACGGCAGACCGCUCGCUGUGAAGAUCGUCACCGCUUACAAGCUCUGUUCGGAGCAGCUCAGCAGCCAGCAUCACUAUGAUUAUGGGAUGAGGGCGGUUAAGUCCGUAUUGAUCGCCGCUGGCAAUCUGAAGCUACGUUACCCCGAAGAGUCCGAGGAUAUCCUUAUGCUGAGGAGCAUUUUGGAUGUUAAUCUGCCCAAGUUCCUGAUCCACGAUCUGCCGCUUUUCGAGGGAAUAGUCUCGGACUUGUUCCCGGGUGUCGCGUUACCUUCACCGGAUUACACACACAUAAACGCGUGCACGUACGACGCGUGUGCUGCGGCGAACUUGCAAUGUACGGACCACUUCCUGGAGAAGAUCCAACAGAUCUACGAGAUGAUGAUCGUGCGCCACGGCUUCAUGAUCGUUGGACUGCCUUUUGGCGGAAAGACGUCAGCCUACAGAAUGUUAGCGGACUGCCUCGGCCUGCUGGAGGAUAGAAGCCUGAUGGACGAGCACCGCGUGGAGAUCACUGUCAUCAACCCCAAGGCGAUCACCAUGGGCCAGCUUUAUGGCCAAUUCGACCCCGCUUCGCACGAAUGGAGCGAUGGCGUUCUGGCGGUGUCCUAUCGUGCUUUUGCUACUUCUACCAAUCUCAACAGGAAGUGGCUGGUCUUCGAUGGACCGGUAGACGCUCUCUGGAUCGAGAACAUGAACACGGUGCUGGAUGACAACAAGAAGCUCUGCCUUACUUCCGGAGAGAUCAUCAUGCUCGCGCCCACGACGAAUCUGAUCUUUGAACCUAUGGAUCUCGAGGUUGCAUCGCCCGCCACAGUAUCGCGAUGCGGCAUGAUUUAUAUGGAGCCAGCGAGUCUAGGGUGGACGCCCCUCUUGAUCUCAUGGCUGAACACCUUGCCGACCACUUUCAGCGAGCACAUUAAGAAUCACUUGAAGGACAUGUACUUGCGAUUCUGCCCACCACUGUUGCACCUAAUCCGCCGAUGCGGCGCGAAAUCCUUUUCUUUGCAGGAGAUCAUCACCAUGCCGGAUGCUAAUUUAACACGGUCGGUUAUGCAUUUGUUUGAUUGUUUUCUUGACGAUUUUUACGACGACAAGUACGUAAACGCACUUUCCGAUCUCGACAUAAGAGCGCAAGUGGAGGGCAGCUUUUUCUUCUCGUGCAUCUGGGCGAUGGGCGGCACGCUGACGAUUAACCAUCGCGAGUGGUUCAGCAUGCUCUUUAGAGCGCUGGUGGAUCGCGAAUUUCCGGAAGAAGUGCGGACUCGCUUCAGCAUCUCGCCGGAAAUCGGCGAUCCAAAGGAGCCUUAUGUGAUUUCGCUACCAACCACCGGCUCAGUUUUCGACUACAAGUUCAUCAAGGAGGGCAGAGGCAAGUGGCAGCCCUGGAUAGAGGACUUGCGAGAUGUCCCACCGAUCCCACGGGACAUGCCGGUGAACCAGAUCAUCGUCUCCACAGUGGAGACCGUGCGGUACUUCCACCUCUUCCGGUACCUCGUCCGCCAUCAUAAGCCAGUCCUCCUGGUCGGACCAACGGGCACUGGAAAAUCCGUCUACAUCAUGGAUUUCCUGCUGAAGAAGAACGAGCCUGAGGUCUUCAUGCCGCUUUUCGUAAUAUUCUCGGCGCAGACCACGGCCAAUCAGACGCAGGAUAUCAUCAUGAGUAAGCUGGACCGAAGGAGGAAAGGUCUAUACGGCGCGCCUCCCGGCAAGCACUGGGUGAUCUUCGUGGACGAUCUGUCGAUGCCGCAGAAGGAAGAAUACGGCGCGCAGCCACCCGUCGAGCUCCUACGACAAUGGCUGGACCACUGGACCUGGUACGACCGGAAGGACGUGGUGCCGAUCAGACUUGUCGAUGUGCAGCUGAUGUGCGCGAUGUGGCCGCCGGCAGGCGGUCUUGAUAUCACUCCGCGGUUCAAACGGCACUUUGUCACUCUGGCGAUCGACGAGUUCGAGGAUGACGUUCUGAUCACGAUAUUCAGUCGAAUCGCCGCCUGGCACUUCGCCACUCGCGGUUUUCCAGAGUACUUCGAGCCGUGCAUCGAUUACCUGGUCUAUGGUACGCUGGACGUCUACAGGGAGACUCGCCGCUACCUGCUGCCAACCCCCGCGAAGUCGCAUUAUCUGUUCAACGUGCGGGACUUCUCGCGAGUCGUCCAAGGGGUGUUGCUGUCCACCCCCGAAACCAUCACCGAUCCGAUGGACGUAAAGCGUUUAUGGGUCCAUGAAGUUUUACGCGUUUACGGGGACCGAUUGGUUGACGAGGCUGACAGCAAAUGGCUGGUGGAGCAACUCCGGAAGACCAUAAAAGAACGCAUGGAAGACGAUAUGGACCGUCUCUUUGAGGAUCUGCUGGACGAUCCUCAUGGGCUGUUGACGGAUAUGCAGCUGCGGAAUCUCAUCUACUGCGACUUUCAUGAUCCGAUCGCCGACCGGAAAUUGUACAUGGAGAUCAAAGACUGGGACGUGCUCUCCGAGGCCGUGGAAGAGUAUCUCAUAGAGUACAACGAGAUAUCGAGGACACCCAUGGACCUUGUGCUUUUCAGAUUCGCGAUAGAGCAUCUCUCCAGAAUUUGCCGGGUGAUGAUGCAGCCGCGCAGCCACGCUCUUCUGGUCGGCAUGGGCGGUUCCGGUCGACAGUCCCUGACAAAACUGGCAGCUCACAUAUCCGAUUAUGAGCUCUUCCAGGUGCAGAUAACCCAACAGUACGGUAUGUACGAGUGGCGCGAAGAUCUGAAGAAUAUUCUGCAGAAGAGUGCCGCGACCGAGCUGCACACGGUCUUCCUCUUCAUGGACACACAAAUCAAGGAGGAAGCCUUCUUGGAGGACAUCAGCAACCUCCUCAAUUCUGGCGAGGUGCCGAAUCUCUUCGCGGCCGACGAGAAAUCCGAGAUCUGCGAGAAAAUGCGCAUUAUCGAUCGACAGAGAGACAGAUCCGUGCAGACGGAUGGCAGCCCGGUAGCGCUCUUCAACUUCUUCGUGGAGACAGUCCGCGAGCAUCUGCACGUGGUGGUGACGAUGUCGCCGAUCGGUGACAGCUUCCGCACGCGGAUCCGGAAGUUCCCGGCGUUGGUGAACUGCUGCACCAUCGACUGGCUGCAUUCUUGGCCCGAGGACGCGCUGCUCGCGGUCGCCACCAAGUUCCUGGACGAGAUCGACAUACCGCAGGACGAGCGUCGUGCCUGCAUCGAAAUGUGCCAGUACUUCCACACGUCCACGCAGGACCUGACCAGGGACUUCUUCAGGCAGCUAAGUCGCCACAACUACGUCACACCCACGUCUUAUCUGGAGCUCAUCAACACCUUCAAGGAUCUGCUGAGCCGCAAGAGGAAAGAAGUGCUGCACGGCAAACGCAGGUACGAGGCUGGACUCGGCAGGUUGGACACCACGCAUAAACAGGUCGGCAGGAUGCAGGCGAUCUUGGUGGCUCUGCGGCCGAAGCUCCUGGUAGCCGCAAAGGACGUGGAGAGGAUGUUCCUGGAUGUGCAGCACGAGAACGAGGAGGCGAGCGCGAUUGAACAGGUCGUUAAGAGGGACGAAGAGAGUGCCAUGAUUGUUGCUGCGGCAGCUGAAGGGAUUCGCGCCGAGUGCGAUGCAGAUCUGCAGGAAGUAAUGCCGAUACUGAACGAGGCAAACGAAGCCUUAAACACGCUGACUCCACAAGACAUCCAAAUCAUCAAGACCAUGAAACGCCCGCCAGCUGGCGUGCGAUUGGUCAUGGAGGCAAUUUGUAUACUAAAGGACGUGAAACCGGAGAGGGUUCAGGGUCCGGAGGGCCCGAUAGAUGACUACUGGAAACCGUCACUCCGCAUCCUGGGCGACAUAAAGUUCCUUGAGUCUCUGCUGAACUACGACAAGGACUACAUUCCCGAGCGCAUCAUGACGAAGAUCCGCACGACGAUCUUGACGAAUCCGAACUUUGAUCCGGAACGCAUCAAGCAAGUGUCGACCGCCUGCGAGGGUCUCUGUCGUUGGGUGUUCGCCCUGUCGGAGUACGACAAGGUCGCCAAAGUGGUAGCACCGAAGAGGCAAGCCCUCGCCGUGGCUGAGGCUGAUUAUUCCGCGGCGAUGGAGCAGUUAAACCUGAAGAGGAAACAACUGCAGGAGGUGAGGGACAGAUUGGCCAGGUUGGAGACUUUGCUGGCGCAACGAAGGGCCGAGUAUCAGGCGAUGACUGAUGAAGUGAACGAGUGCGAGGAGAAACUGAGGAGGGCUGAAGAGCUGAUUGGUCGCCUCGGUGGCGAGUACACCAGAUGGUCCGAUACCGCCAGGUCGCUCGGGGAACGAUAUGACAAACUGACGGGCGACAUCCUGAUCGGUUCCGGGAUAGUAGCCUACCUUGGCGUUUUCACGAUGCAGUAUCGGCAGCGACAGGUGGAAAACUGGGUGGCAUUCUGCAGCAGCUUGAACGUCGUCUGCACUCAGGAUUAUCAAUUAACACAAAUUCUGGGCGAUCCAGUGCUGAUCCGGUCGUGGAAUAUAUUCGGUUUGCCGAGCGACAUGUUCUCCAUUGACAACGCCAUAAUCGUGACAAACUCGCGCCGUUGGCCGCUGAUGAUUGAUCCGCAGAGCCAGGCGAACAAGUGGGUGAAGAACAUGGAGAAGGCGUCGAACUUGCACGUCAUCAGGCUGACCCAGCCCAACUACAUGAGGAUUCUGGAGAACGCUGUGCAGUUCGGACAACCAGUGCUGCUAGAGAACAUCGGCGAGGAGCUGGACGCAACCUUGGAACCGUUACUGAUGAAGCAGGUCUUCCGAUCCGGCGGCGCAUUGUACAUCAAGAUUGGAGACAGCGUCAUCGAGUAUUCCGACAAGUUUCGAUUUUACAUCACUACGAAAUUGCGAAACCCGCACUAUCUGCCGGAAAUAGUGGUGAAGGUGACUCUGUUGAACUUCAUGAUCACUCCCAUCGGCCUGGAUGAUCAGCUCUUGGGCAUCGUUGUCGCGAAGGAAAAGCCGGAGCUGGAAUCCGAGAAGAAUCAACUAAUAAUUCAGGGAGCCGCCAACAAAAAAAUGUUAAAGGAGAUAGAGAACAAGAUCUUGGAGGUGCUGUCGGAGUCCCAGGAGAACAUUCUCGAGGACGAGAGGGCCAUCAGCGUAUUAAGCUCCUCGAAGAACCUGGCCGACGAGAUUCAGGCGAAGCAAACUGCUGCCGAGGUCACAGAAAGAUCCAUAGAUAAGGCGAGAUUGCAAUACACGCCGAUCGCGGUCUACAGCACCGUUCUCUUCUUCACGAUCGUCAUGUUGACGAACAUCGAUCCCAUGUACCAGUACUCCCUCGCAUGGUUCGUCAAUCUCUUCAAGAACGCGAUCGACAAUACGCCAACGGCUGAAGAUAUCAAGCAGCGUCUCAAAGAUCUUACCAGAUGCUUCACCUAUUCUCUGUAUGUCAACAUCUGUCGUUCGCUCUUUGAGAAGGAUAAACUGCUCUUCUCGUUUCUGCUGUCCGUGAACUUGCUGAACAAGCAGGGCCAGAUCUCGAUGGCCCAGUGGAUGUUCCUGCUGACUGGCGGCGUCGGCCUGGAGAAUCCCUUUGUCAAUCCCACCGAAUGGCUGCCAGCCAGGUCCUGGGACGAGCUGUGUCGGUUAGACGGCGUGCCGGGAUUCUCGGGAAUAAAAGACUCGUACGUGGAAAAUAUCGACAAGUGGAAAGAGAUAUUUGAUCAUAAGGAGCCUCAUACCCUGACCUUUCCCGCGCCUUGGAACAAACUGAAUCGCUUCAAGAGGCUGUUGCUGCUUCGUUGCAUUCGUCCUGACAAAGUCAUGCCGGCAGUGCAGUUAUUCGUCGAAGAGCAAUUAGGGCGCCAAUUCAUCGAGCCACCGCCCUUUGACUUGGCAGCCUCAUACGCGGACUCGCACUCCUGCAUUCCGCUCAUAUUCAUUUUGACGCCCGGCACGGAUCCCAUGGCGAUCUUGAUGAAAUUUGCCGACGACCAGGGCUUCGGUGCCAGUAGGCUCUUCUCGUUGUCUCUGGGCCAAGGGCAAGGUAUCAUCGCUGAGGGCCUCAUCGACGAAGGCGUAAAGAACGGCACUUGGGUGGUGCUGCAAAAUUGUCACGUCGCCAAGAGCUUCAUGCUGAACUUGGAGAUGAUAUGCGAAGGUUUCACGAAGGAGUCGGUGCACCCAGACUUUCGGCUAUGGCUGACGAGUUAUCCAGUCGAGCAUUUCCCCGUCAGCGUUCUCCAAAAUGGCGUGAAGAUGACGAACGAGCCUCCGAAAGGGCUGCGCGCGAACAUCAUGCGAUCCUUUUUGCAGGAUCCGAUAUGCGAUCCCGAUUUCUUCGACACGUCGAAGCAGAAGGAGACCUUCAAGCAGCUAUUGUUCUCGCUGUGCUUCUUCCACGCAGUCGUGCAGGAGCGCCGGAAGUUUGGGCCGAUCGGCUGGAACAAUCAGUACGAAUUCAACGAGACGGAUUUGCGCAUUAGCGUGUUGCAGCUCAAGAUCUUCCUCGAUCAGUACGACGACGUUCAGUUCACCGCCCUGAAGUAUUUGACAGGCGAAUGCAAUUAUGGCGGCCGCGUGACCGAUGAGUGGGACCGACGGACGCUGAGCAUGAUCCUGGCGCGAUUCUAUCGCGAGGACGUGAUCGUGGCCGAUCGGAAAUACCUGUUCGAUGCCAGCGGCCUUUAUUACGUGCCGCCGGUCAGCGAGUACAGUCAAUUCUUGGAUUACGUGAAAGAACUGCCGAUGACUACCGCGCCCAGCGUCUUCGGCAUGCACGAGAAUGCCGACAUCAUCAAGGAUCAGCAGGAGACCUACCUGAUGUUGUCCUCCAUGCUGACCACUCAGGACACCGGCCGGGCGGAAGUGGACCCCGAGAAGUCGCCGGAUGAAAUUGUUUACGGAGUUGCGUCCGACGUUCUAUCGAUGCUGCCGCAGGACUACGACCUGGUAGCCGCUCUGGACAGGUAUCCCACUCUGUACGAGCAGAGCAUGAACACCGUCCUAGUCCAGGAGAUGGGCAGGUUCAACAGACUCCUGCAGACUGUCCGGAACAGCCUCGUGAACGUCCAGAAAGCAAUCAAAGGCCUGGUAAUCAUGACUGCUGAUCUUGAAGAAGUCUAUUCGUCGAUCAUCACAGGUAAGAUUCCCAAGUUGUGGAUGAGGGAUUCUUAUCCUUCCCUGAAACCGCUCGGCAGCUAUAUACAGGAUUUCCUAAAGAGGCUGAAUUUCCUUCAGACGUGGUACGUGGAAGGUCCGCCCAUGUCUUUCUGGAUUUCGGGUUUCUACUUCACGCAAGCGUUCCUGACUGGCGCCCGCCAGAAUUAUGCGAGAAAAUAUUCCAUUCCCAUCGAUCUGCUGAUCUACGAUUUCGUUCCAUUGAAGGAAACGAUCUUCAUAAAACCACCAGACGACGGAGUCUACAUUUACGGAUUAUUUCUCGACGGGGCUCGCUUUGAUAUGACCACAAUGAAACUGGACGAGUCCUUUCCGAAGAUCCUUUACGACGUUGCGCCUUACAUCUGGUUGGUGCCGGUGACCAAGGAUCAAGUGCAGGAUAAGGACACUUACACGUGUCCCGUGUACAAAACCAGCGAGCGGAAAGGCGUGUUGUCGACCACCGGCCACUCGACCAAUUUUGUCAUCGCGAUUUGGCUGCCGACUUCGCAUCCGCCGGAGCACUGGAUCCUGCGAGGUACCGCCAUGUUGUGCCAGCUCUCAGAUUAACGCAGGAUCGAUCAUGAUCGAUACCCGAGGACGUUUCUGAAGGGCUGGAAGUCUCGAGCUCGUCUUGAAAAAUCUGGGUCACGGCAGAAUGGCAACGCGCAAUUUAUACUUUUAUAGACCAGAGCGGUUAAUAAUUAUGAAAAUGCGAGUAUCAAUCGAUCAAUUUUCUUAAUUAUUUAUAAUAUAUGUAUAAUAAUAGCGCAAGAGACCGAAUGUAAUUUUUUCCAUGGCAGAGAAAUAUUCCUGCAACUUGGUUGCGCGGUUUUUACACCAGAAUUCCCCGCCACGCUCACGAAUAAAAAUAUGCUUUUGCAGGAAGGUUCCAUAAACAGCAUCUCGAUCCCCUCGUCGUCCCAUUAAACGUCAGUAAAUAACACCGAAGUCGAGAUAUCUGCGGAAAAGCCGCCAUAGGACUCGAAUUGUGCUCAGAACGGUCAUCCUUCCGUUAAUUAAAUUCGCUAGGAAUUCUCGUCGAAUUUUCAUCGAGCUUCUUUUUCGUCGUUAUCGCCAUUGCCAUUGUCGUCGUCGUUGCUGUCGUCGUCGUCGUCGGGAGCACCAUUUUCGCCAGUGCUUCUCCUCGCGUUAUCCUCCGCGCGCCGUGUUGCACGGUUGCCGGUAUUUAUUAUGUGGGAUGUGGCGCUUUUGGGGGUGGCGGAGGGGUGGCCGGAGCAGUGGCUUGCUUGGCGGCACCCUGUCUACCCGGACCGAGAUCGCCGGAGGCUCGUUGCCUAGCGACCCCGUAUUGAUCUCACCCCGUAUCUCGCCUCUAUCCCCUCUAUCCCCCGCUUUCCUUUCCACCUUCCCUGUAUCUCUCAUUCCCUCUCUCUCUCUCUCUCUUUCUCUUUCUCUCUUGUUCUUUCUCUCUUUUUCCUCUCAUGUUCCCUUGUUCUCUUUCUCGUUCUCGUUUUCUCUUUCUCUCUUGCUCCCUCACCCCCGCGAUUACCGCUCCACCCUCGAUUAUUACGCGGAACAUAUUUCUCGUUGCGCGAUUUUGCACGCGCGCGCGAUGUCCGCUCGAACGCUCAUUCCGGGAAUCUGAUAGAGGUUUCCUCUGCGAAUAUGUGGAUAAAUUGUUUCUCCCCAUUUCUCUCUUCCACUCCCUCGACUCUUCGUUCGUCUCCUCUGAUUCUCAUUCUUCUUCUUUUUCGUCUCGCACAGAAACUUCGUCGGAUUCUUUCUGCGGCCUUCUCCGCCUUUCGGACGCGAGUUUGCGCUAGAUUCGCAAUGUUACUUGAUUUACGCGUAAUUUACACUUGCGAGAAGAACCAUACGAACUUCUUCGCGAAUCGAUUGCAUCGCGUUUCUUUGCUCUCGAUCUGACUCGUUUUGCUCCCCACCUUCAACCUCCAUUUUAAUUUCUGUUUACUCACGACACACACAGCGAAUACACAUCGGGCUCUCGCUUAUCUUUAGCUUACUUACGCCAUCUUGCUUCUUUCUAUUUACCCUGCCGCGCACCCCCUCCUCGCGCCCUGUUUAUUCUAUUUAUUUUCCAUCUCCGCCUUUUCCUUUUUCAGUUUUUCUCCCUGCGCCCGUUCCUCAUGCGGAGAUACCAUCGCUCGAAUUAAGUCACCGCUCAACCCAUAAAGAAAAUAUGUGAUUAUACGCGUUGCAAUUUCAUAGAGUGCACUCCGCUCCUUCUCAAUUCUUUCUAUCCUCAUCUUGUACCCUGCGCGGAGCUUCUUUCGUCGCGCAGCGUCGCCUAGAUUUAUCCGAAUUAAAGCCAAUUAAUUGCACGAAUUAUACUUCUGUCUUUGGCAUGUGUAACGCUUCAGUGGAAUAGUAUUCACAUUUAAUGGAAAUUUCAUCAAUAUUAUUAAAAAGUAAAUAAACUCAUGUCAAGUAGUCAACGCACUCUCUCGAUCAUGUUUUCAAAUAAUUUCAAUCAUUGAAAUUGUUAUUCGAUAUAAUUGUUAAAACAUCAUCGAUUCUGCCACGGGAGGGCGACACAACGAGGGGGUUAAUGAUUGCGUUAACCAACCGAUCAACGAUCGAGCGAUCGGUUGAGGUUGUCCAAGAACACGUCGCUUGAAUGGAAGUCAGGCUUCCGACACGAGGAGUCGAGGAAGGUUGUGGAGGGUGAGAACUCACGCGAGCGGCAAAGCAACCCCCUCUGCCCCCGUCGUCUCGCGUGCACGGAUCUCCUCUUCGCAUCCUUCACCCUUGCCGCCCCCUCGAGCCUCUUCCUAUUGGCAAAGUGACCUUCAUCUGAAUUUCUUUGUUGCGCCUACACUACAGAGGGUCGAUGGGGCGAGGAAAUUCGCGACCGGGUGAUUCGGUGGCGGGUCGAAGAGGAAAAGGGCAGGAGCCGGGAAUGGCGCAGCCUUCUUACUUUUACCUUCGACGAUCUCGCUCGAACGUGGAUCGUGACAAGAGCGAUUUCGGAUAAAAAUUGCUGUCGAUUUUCGGGCAACAGGUGACGCGCGUGAUAAGCUAUCAACUAACAAUUGUCCUGAUUUAUCGACAUUAUCAUAAUCGUUUGCAGUUUCCCUCGAGUACCUUGAGCUUUCCGUGUUCCAACAAUUCUUUGCAACUCCCAGUAAUUUCAGCAAUUGCACUUUCCUUUGAGCAUCAAAAUAUCUAGUUUCUGAUUCCUUUUUUAGCGAUUUCCAGCAAUUUCUUAAUAAUUUCCAGCGAUUGCAUUCUCUUCUAAAUUUCAAUUUUAAUUUUUCUAAAUCGCUCCCAUCUAUUUUUUGAGUUCCAGAUUUCUCUACGUGACGGAAAAAUGAUUAACAUUAACAUGAUAAUCAUGAUGAUUAUUACUGGAAUUUUAUUUGAGGGUGUCUCUCGUGACAAAGAGGGAGGUUCGCGCGACGUUCGCCGGUAUUUUUAGCGCAGCGCGCUUUAUUUAUCGACGAUGUUUACCAGAGUCGAGUGUUUGGCUGCAGAUUGCCGCUGAUUAUGCGGCAACAGGUGGCAAAACAAUUAUCAUUACGGCAGGUUUGCGGUCGCGACUCUCUGUCGUGAAGUUCGUAUCUCGUGUGACGUAAUUAAUCGCUGUCUACUACGGAAACGAACGGGGACGACGGGGGUUGCUGCUGCGUGAUGCAUGAUGAUCAGCGCGAAGGGAGAUUCAUCUUCGACGCGAUUAUACGCGUUUUUCCCCGAGUUUUCUUGAGAAUCAUGAAGGGAUCACGCGGAAGGAGGAAUAGGGAAUCGACGCAUUAGUUCUCAUGGAGCGAUCAAUCUCCCCGCCAUCCAGCCACUUUCUUAACUUUGCCGGGAGAAGCAGCGGGGGUGAAUGCAUGCAGACGCGACUUUUUAUUAAGACGAAUGGAUGCGUUAAACAAACGAAAACUAACAAUGCGCUACGAUUGCGAAUUGAAUUAUGGCGAGUUUGGGAAUAUCUAUGUUGGAUUUUUUCAAUAGUAUUUUCAAUAGUGAUGUGUAAUGACGUGAUGGAGUCAUGUCUGGCUUAAAAUUAUGUGCCCCGUUUGAAAUAUUAAUUAACGAAUUUGGUACUUUUUGCAAGUGCAAAGUGUUCGUUUAAUAAUAUUAUAUUACGUAUUUUUGUUCUUUUAUUGGUUGUAAAAUAUUUUCAUAUCAAUUUUCAUAUCGCGAUAUUAUUGUGAACGUGAAUAAAUUGGAAAUUAAAUUACGUAUCAAAAUUUGCGAGUAAUUUGUUUUACUUCAUAAAAUACGACUUAUAUACAACUGCGUUCUAAUGAUAAGGAAAUUUGAUAAAAUAUUUUUUUAUUAUUACAUUUCUGACGAUAUAAUGGUAAAAGAAUAUAUUUAGGAUUCGUGUUCGGAAAUAAAGACGCUACAAAAUUGUAAUUUCAUAUAUAUGUUUUAUUUUAUUUUUCAUCUUAUUUUGUGCUCUAUUAUAUUUUACAAUAUAAUACGGUGUAAAGCUAGUUAUUCAAUGUUUUUCUUAUUUUAGCUAUAAUACUAUAUAUUUUUUCUACUAUAUAUAUAUAUU
Ooceraea biroi (clonal raider ant) is the source of this 14336-nucleotide messenger RNA. RefSeq names its product Dynein heavy chain at 36C (gene Dhc36C). NCBI's taxonomy places the organism in Eukaryota, Metazoa, Arthropoda, Insecta, Hymenoptera, Formicidae. Gene Ontology annotation, cellular component: dynein complex. Gene Ontology annotation, biological process: microtubule-based movement. The record is from RefSeq and is a predicted model, not a curated record. Gene Ontology annotation, molecular function: dynein intermediate chain binding; minus-end-directed microtubule motor activity; ATP binding.